AUGGUGUUGCUGACUAGCGCUGGCUUGAUUAAAAGUCAGAGUGUGUAUUAUCACGGUGAGACACCUGCUGCACCACACUGCCCCACACCCCACCGCCCCCACUACACCGCUCCCACCCCACCGCCCCCACUACACCGCCCCACACCCCACCGCCUCCACUACACCGCUCCCACCCCACCGCCCCCACUACACUGCUCCCACCCCACCGCCCCCACUACACCGCCCCACACCCCACCGCCCCACUACCGCCCCCACUACACUGCUCCCACCCCACCGCCCCCACUACACCGCUCCCACCACACCGCCCCACACCCCACCGCCCCACACCGCACUGCUCCCACCACACCGCCCCACACCCACUGCCCCCACUACACCGCUCCCACCACACCGCCCCCACUACACCGCUCCCACCACACCGCCCCACACCCCACCGCCCACACCGCACUGCUCCCACCACACCGCCCCACACCGCACUGCUCCCACCACACCGCCCCACACACACUGCCCCCACUACACCGCUCCCACCACACCGCCCAACACCGCACUGCUCCCACCACACCGCACCUCUCCCACCACACCGCACCUCUCCCACCACACAGCACCGCUCCCACCACACCGCACUGCACUGCUCCCACCACACCGCCCCACACACACUGCUCCCACCACACCGCCCCCACACAGCACUGCUCCCACCACACCGCCCCCACACAGCACUGCUCCCACUACACCGCCCCACUACACUGCUCCCACCACACCGCCCCCACUACACUGCUCCCACCACACCGCCCCCACUACACUGCUCCCACCACACCGCCCCCCACUACACUGCUCCCACCACACCGCCCCCACUACACUGCUCCCACCCCACAGCCCCCACUACACCGCCCCACACCCCACCGCCCCCACUACCGCCCCCACUACACUGCUCCCACCCCACCUCCCCCACUACACCGCUCCCACCACACCGCCCCACACCCCACCGCCCCACACCCACUGCCCCCACUACACCGCUCCCACCACACCGCCCAACACCGCACUGCUCCCACCACACCGCACCUCUCCCACCACACCGCACCUCUCCCACCACACAGCACCGCUCCCACCACACCGCACUGCACUGCUCCCACCACACCGCCCCCACACAGCACUGCUCCCACCACACCCACUGCCCCACUACACUGCCCCCACACCCCACCGCCCCCACUACACUGCUCCCAACACACCGCCCACACCCCACCGCCCCCCACUACACCGCUCCCACCACACCGCCCACACAGCACCACCCCCACCACACCGCACCUCUCCCACCACACCGCACCUCUCCCACCACACCGCACCUCUCCCACCACACCGCCCCACACAGCACUGACCCCACAACACCAAUCCCACCACACUGCCCCACACCGCACUGCUCCCACCACACCGCCCCCACACAGCACCGCCCCACACAGCACCGCCCCACACCCCACCGCCCCCACUACACCGCUCCCAACACACCGCCACACACCCCACCGCCCCCACUACACCGCUCCCAACACACCGCCCCACACCCCACCGCCCCCACUACACUGCUCCCACCACACCGCCCACACAGCACUGCCCCCACUACACCGCUCCCACCACACCGCCCCACACAGCACCACCCCCCACAACACCGCUCCCACCACACCGCACCUCUCCCACCACACCGCCCCACACCGCACUGCUCCCACCACACCCAUCGCUCCCACCACACCGCCCACACAGCAUCGCUCCCACCACACCGCCCACACAGCACAGCCCCCACAACACCGCUCCACCACACCGCACCUCUCCCACCACACCGCCCCACACCGCACUGCUCCCACCACACCGCCCCCACACAGCACCACCCCCACUACACCCAUCGCUCCCACCACACCGCCCCCACACAGCAUCGCUCCCACCACACCGCCCACACCGCACUGCUCCCACUCGCUCCUAACCACCACACCCCACCGCCCCACUACACUGCUCCCACCACACCGCCCCCACUACACCGCUCCCACCACACCGCACUGCUCCCACCACACCGCCCCACACAGCACCACCCACCACAACCGCUCCCACCACACACCCAACACACCGCCCACACCCACCGCCCCCACUACACUGCUCCCACCACACCGCCCCCACUACACCGCUUCUCCCACCACACCGCACUGCUCCCACCACACCGCCCCACACAGCACCACCCACAACACCGCUCCCACCACACCGCACCUCUCCAACACACCGCCCCACACCCCACCGCCCACUACACUGCUCCCACCACACUGCCCCACACAGCACCGCCCCCACACCGCACUGCCCCCACUACACCGCUCCCGCCACACCGCACCUCUCCCACCACACCGCACCACACCGCACUGCUCCCACCACACCCAUCGCUCCCACCACACCGCCCACACGCACUGCUCCCACCACACCGCCCCACACAGCACCACCCCCACAACACCGCUCCCACCCCACCGCACCUCUCCCAACACACCGCCCCCACACCCCACCGCCCCACUACACCGCUCCCAACACACCGCCCCCACACCCCACCGCCCCCACUACACUGCUCCCACCACACCGCCCACACAGCACUGCCCCCACAACACCAAUCCCACCACACCGCACUGCUCCCACCACACCGCCCACACCGCACUGCUCCCACCCCACCGCCCCCACUACACUGCUCCCAACACACCGCCCCACAAAGCACCACCCCACAACACCACUCCCACCCCACCGCACCUCUCCCAACACACCGCCCACACCCCACCCCCCCCACUACACUGCUCCCACCACACCGCCCCACACAGCACCACUCCCACCACACCGCACCUCUCCCACCACACCCAUCGCUCCCACCACACCGCCCACACAGCACGCUCCCACCACACCGCCCACACAGCACCGCCCCCACAACACCGGGCUCCCACCACACCGCACCCUCCCACCACCGCCCCACACCGCACUGCUCCCACCACACCCACUGCUCCCACCACACCGCCCCACACAGCACCGCCCCACACAGCACCGCCCCACACCGCACCUCUCCCACCACACCGCACCUCUCCCACCACACCGCCCCACACAGCACUGACCCCACAACACCAAUCCCACCACACUGCCCCACACCGCACUGCUCCCACCACACCGCCCCACACAGCACCGCCCCACACACACGCCGCCCACACCCCACCGCCCCCACUACACCGCUCCCAACACACCGCCACACACCCCACCGCCCCACUACACCGCUCCCAACACACCGCCCCACACCCCACCGCCCACUACACUGCUCCCACCACACCGCCCCCACACAGCACUGCCCCACUACACCGCUCCCACCACACCGCCCCCACACAGCACCACCCCCCACAACACCGCUCCCACCACACCGCUCCCACCACACCGCCCCACACCCACUGCUCCCACCACACCGCCCCCACACAGCACCGCUCCCACCACACCGCCCCCACCACACCGCACCUCCCACCACACCGCCCCACACCGCACUGCUCCCACCACACCGCCCCACACAGCACCACCCCCACUACACCGCUCCCACCACACCGCCCCACACAGCACUGCUCCCACCACACUGCCCCCACACAGCACUGCUCCCACCCACCGCCCCACAGCAUCGCUCCCACCACACCGCCCCCCACACAGCACUGCUCCCACCACACUGCCCCCACACACUGCUCCCACCACACCGCCCCCACACAGCACCGCCCACACAGCACCGCCCCACACCGCACCUCUCCCACCACACCGCACCCUCCCACCACACCGCCCCACACAGCACUGACCCCACAACACCAAUCCCACCACACUGCCCCACACCGCACUGCUCCCACCACACCGCCCCACACAGCACCGCCCCCACCAGCACGCUCCACACCCCACCGCCUCCCACUACACCGCUCCCAACACACCGCCACACACCCCACCGCCCCACUACACCGCUCCCAACACACCGCCCCCACACCCCACCGCCCUCUACACUGCUCCCACCACACUCCCAACACACUGCCCCACACCGCUCCCACCACACCGCCCCCACACAGCACCCCCACAACACCGCUUCCCACCACACCGCACUCUCCCACCACCGCCCACACCGCACUGCUCCCACCAGCACACAGCACCACCCCACUACACCGCUCCCACCACACCGCCCCACACAGCACUGCUCCCACCACACCCAUCGCUCCCACCACACUGCCCCACACAGCACUGCUCCCACCACACCGCCCCCACACAGCACCGCCCCCACACAGCACCGCCCCACACCGCACCUUCCCACCACACCGCACUGCUCCCACCACACCGCCCCACACAGCACUGACCCCACAACACCAAUCCCACCACACUGCCCCACACCGCACGCUCCCACCACACCGCCCCACACAGCAUCACCCAGCACCGCCCCACCCCACUGCUCCCCCACCGCUCCCAACACACCGCCACACACCCCACCGCCCCCACUACACAGCUCCUAACACACCGCCCACACCCCACCGCCCCCACUACACUGCUCCCACCACACCGCCCACACAGCACUGCCUCCCACCACACCGCUCCCACCACACCCAUCGCUCCCACCACACCGCCCCACACAGCACGCUUCCCACCACACCGCCCCCCACAGCACAGCUCCCACAACACCGCACCACACCGCACCUCUCCCACCACACCGCCCCCACACCGCACUGCUCCCACCACACCGCCCACACAGCACCACCCCCCACUACACCGCCCCAACACCACCGCCCCACACAGCACUGCUCCCACCACACUGCCCCACACAGCACUGCUCCCACCACACCGCCCCACACACACCGCCCACACAGCACCACACCGCACCUCUCCCACCACACCGCACCGCUCCCACCACACCGCCCCACAGCACUGACCCCACAACACCAAUCCCACCACACCACCGCACUGCCCCACCACACUCCCGCCCCCACACAGCACCGCCCCACAGCACCGCCCACACCCCACCGCCCCCUCACCGCUCCCAACACACCGCCACACACCCCACCGCCCCACUACACCGCCAACACACCGCACCGCCCCCACUACACUGCUCCCACCACACCGCCCCACACACAUCGCUCCCACCACACCGCCCCACACAGCACGCUCCCACCACACCGCCCCACACAGCACCGCACCCCACAACACCGCUCCCACCACACCGCACCUCCCACCACACCGCCCCACACCGCACUGCUCCCACCACACCCAUCGCUCCCACCACACCGCCCCACACCGCACUGCUCCCACUACACCGCUCCCAACACACCGCCCCACACCCCACCGCCCCACUACACUGCUCCCACCACACACUACACCGCUCCCACCACACCGCACUGCUCCCACCACACCGCCCCACACAGCACCACCCCACAACACCGCUCCCACCACACCGCACCUCCCAACACACCGCCCCCACACCCCACCGCCCCCACUACACUGCUCCCACCACACUGCCCCACACAGCACCGCCCCACACCGCACUGCCCCCACACACCGCUCCCGCCACACCGCACCUCCCACCACACCGCACCACACCGCACUGCUCCCACCACACCCAUCGUUCCCACCACACCGCCCACACCGCACUGCUCCCACCACACCGCCCCCACACAGCACCACCCCACAACACCGCUCCCACCCCACCGCACCUCUCCCAACACACCGCCCCACACCCCACCGCCCCACUACACCGUCCCAACACAGCCUGACACCCCACCGCCCCACUACACUGCUCCCACCACACCGCCCCACACAGCACUGCCCCACAACACCAAUCCCGCCACACCGCACUGCUCCCACCACACCGCCCCACACCGCACUGCUCCCACCCCACCGCCCCCACUACACUGUUCCCAACACACCGCCCCACAAAGCACCACCCCCACAACACCACUCCCACCCCACCGCACCUCUCCCAACACACCGCCCCACACCCCACCGCCCACUACACUGCUCCCACCACACCGCCCCACACAGCACCACCCCCACCACACCGCACCUCCCCACCACACCGCACCUCUCCACCACACCGCCCCACACCGCACUGCUCCCACCACACCGCCCCACACCCACCGCCCCACACAGCACUGCUCCCACCGCCCCACACCGCACUGCUCCCACCACACCGCCCCCAACAGCACCGCCCUACACCGCUUCCCACCACACACACACAGCACUGCUCCCACACACCGCACCAGCAUCGCUCCCACCCACCAGCACUGCUCCCACCACACCGCCCACACAGCACCGCUCCCACCACACCGCCCCACACACAUCGCUCCCACCACACCGCCCCACACAGCACCGCCCACCACCACCGCCCCCACACCGCACUGUUUCCCCACUACACCCUCCCAACACACCGCCCACACCCCACCGCUACUACACUGCUCCCACAGCACCGCCCCACUACACCGUCCCACCACACCGCACUGCUCCCACCACACCGCCCACACACAACACCGCUCCCACCACACCGCACCUCUCCCAACACACCGCCCCACACCCCACCGCCCCCACUACACUGUUCCCACCACACCGCCCCACCACCGUCCCACCACACCGCACUGCUCCCACCACACCGCCCCCACACAGCAGCACCACCCCCACAACACCGCUCCCACCACACCGCACCUCCCAACACACCGCCCCACACCCCACCGCCCCCACUACACUGCUCCCACCACACUGCCCCACACAGCACCGCCCACACCGCACUGCCCCCACUACACCGCUCCCGCCACACCGCACCUCUCCCACCACACCGCACCACACCCAUCGCUCCCACCACACCGCCCCACACCGCACUGCUCCCACCACACCGCCCCACACAGCACCACCCCCCACAACACCGUCCCACCCCACCGCACCUCUCCCAACACACCGCCCCACACACCGCCUCCACUACACCGCUCCCAACACACCGCCCACACCCCACCGCCCCCACUACACUGCUCCCACCACACCGCCCCACACAGCACUGCCCCCACAACACCAAUCCCGCCACACCGCACUGCUCCCACCACACCGCCCCCACACCGCACUGCUCCCACCCCACCGCCCACUACACUGCUCCCAACACACCGCCCCACAAAGCACCACCCCCACAACACCACCCCACCCCACCGCACCUCCCAACACACCGCCCCACACCCCACCGCCCCUACUACACUGCUCCCACCACACCGCCCACACAGCACCACCCCCACCACACCGCACCCCCACCACACCGCACUGCUCCCACCACACCGCCCCACACCGCACUGCUCCCACCACACCGCCCCACACCGCACUGCUCCCACCACACCGCCCAAACAGCACCACCCCCACUACACCGCUCCCACCACACCGCCCCACACACAUCGCUCCCACCACACUGCCCCACACAGCACUGCUCCCACCACACCGCCCCCACACAGCACCGCCCACACAGCACCGCCCCCACACCGCACCUCUCCCACCACACCGCACCUUCCCACCACACCGCCCCACACAGCACUGACUACACACCAAUCCCACCACACUGCCCCACACCGCACUGCUCCCACCACACCGCCCCACACAGCACCGCCCCACACAGCACCGCCCCACACCCCACGCCCCCACUACACCGCUUCCCAACACACCGCCACACACCCCACCGCUCCCCACACACCGCCUCCCAACACACCGCCCCCACCCCACCGCCCCCACCACUGCUCCCACCACACCGCCCCACACAGCACUGCCCCCACUACACCGCUCCCACCCACCCCCACACAGCAUCGCCCCCACAACACCGCCCCACCACAGCACCUCCUCCCACCACACCGCCCCACACAGCACUGCUCCCACCACACCGCCCCACAGCACCACCCCCACUACACCCACUGCUCCCACCACCGCCCCACACAGCACGCUCCCACCACACCGCCCCACAGCACAGCCCCCACUGCUCCCACCACACCGCACCUCUCCCACCACACCGCCCCACACCGCACUGCUCCCACCACACCGCCCCACACAGCACUGCACCCCCACUACACCGCUCCCAACCACACCCAUCGCUCCCACCACACCGCCCCACACAGCAUCGCUCCCACCACACCGCCCACACAGCACCGCCCCCACAACACCGCCUCCCACCACACCGCAUCCUCUCCCACCACACCGCCCCACACCGCACUGCUCCCACCACACCGCCCACACACACGCUUCCCACCACACCGCCCCACACCGCACUGCUCCCACUACACCGCUCCCAACACACCGCCCCCACACCCCACCGCCCCCACUACACUGUCCCACCACACCAUUUCACUACACCACCUCCCACCACACCGCACUGCUCCCACCACACCGCCCCACACAGCACCACCCCACAACACCGCCCCCACCACACCGCACCUCCCCAACACACCGCCCACACCCCACCGCCCCCACUACACUGCUCCCACCACACUGCCCCCACAGCACCGCCUCCACACCGCACUGCCCCACUACACCGCUCCCGCCACACCGCACCUCCCACCCACACCCACCACACCGCACUGCUCCCACCACACCGCCCCCACAGCACCACCCCCACUACACCCACGCUCCCACCACACCGCCCCACACCGCACUGCUCCCACCACACCGCCCCACAGCACCACCCCCCACAACACCGCUUCCCACCCCACCGCUCCCAACACACCGCCCCCCCACACCCCCACCGCCUUCACUACACCGCUCCCAACACACCGCCCCACACCCCACCGCCCCCACUACACUGCUCCCACCACACCGCCCACACAGCACGCUCCCACCACACCGCCCCCACACCGCACUGCUCCCACCACACCGCCCCCACACAGCACCACCCCCACAACACCGCUCCCACCCCACCGCACCUCUCCCAACACACCGCCCCACACCCCACCGCCCCACUACACCGCUCCCAACACACCGCCCACACAGCACCGCUCCCACCACACCCCCACACAUCGCUCCCACCACACCGCCCACACAGCACGCUCCCACCACACCGCCCCCACACCGCACUGCUCCCACUACACCGUCCCAACACACCGCCCCCACACCCCACCGCCCCACACCACACUGCUCCCACCACACCGCCCCACUACACCGCUUCCCACCACACCGCACUGCUCCCACCACACCGCCCCCACACAGCACCACCCCCACAACACCGCUCCCACCACACCGCACUCUCCCAACACACCGCCCCACACCCCACCGCCCCACUACACUGCUCCCACCACACUGCCCCACACAGCACCGCCCACACCGCACUGCCCCCACUACACCGCUCCCGCCACACCACACUCUCCCACCACACCGCACCACACCGCACUGCUCCCACCACACCGCCCACACACACGUCCCACCACACCGCCCCACACCGCACUGCUCCCACCACACCGCCCCACACAGCACUGCCCCCACAACACCGCCCCACCCCACCGCACCUCCCAACACACCGCCCCACACACCCCACCGCCUCCCACUACACCGCUCCCAACACACCGCCCCCACACCCCACCGCCCCCACUACACUGCUCCCACCACACCGCCCCCACAGCACUGCCCCCACAACACCAAUCCCGCCACACCGCACUGCCCCACCACACCGCCCCACACCGCACUGCUCCCACCCCACCGCCCCACACACACUGCUCCCAACACACCGCCCACAAAGCACCACCCCACAACACCACUCCCACCCCACCGCACCUCUCCCAACACACCGCCCCACACCCCACCGCCCCCACACACUGCUCCCACCACACCGCCCCACACAGCACCACCCCACCACACCGCACCUCUCCCACCACACCCAUCGCUCCCACCACACCGCCCCCACACAGCACUGCUCCCACCACACCGCCCCACACAGCACCACCCCACAACACCGCUCCCACCCCACCGCACCCUCCCAACACACCGCCCCACACCCCACCGCCCCCACUACACCGCUCCCAACACAGCACACAGCACCGCUCCCACCACACCGCCCACACACAUCGCUCCCACCACACCGCCCCCACACCGCACUGCUCCCACUACACCGCUCCCAACACACCGCCCACACCCCACCGCCCCCACUACACUGCUCCCACCACACCGCCCCCACUACACCGCUCCCACCACACCGCACUGCUCCCACCACACCGCCCACACAGCACCACCCCCACAACACCGCUCCCACCACACCGCACCUCUCCCAACACACCGCCCCCACACCCCACCGCCCCCACUACACUGCUCCCACCACACUGCCCACACAGCACCGCCCCACACCGCACUGCCCCCACUACACCGCUCCCGCCACACCGCACCCUCCCACCACACCGCACCACACCGCACUCACGCUCCCACCACACCGCCCACACCGCACUGCUCCCACCACACCGCCCCCACACAGCACCACCCCCACAACACCGCUCCCACCCCACCGCACCUUCUCCCAACACACCGCCCCACACCCCACCGCCCCACUACACCGCUCCCAACACACCGCCCACACCCCACCGCCCCACUACACUGCUCCCACCACACCGCCCCCACACAGCACUGCCCCACAACACUAAUCCCGCCACACCGCACUGCUCCCACCACACCGCCCACACCGCACUGCUCCCACCCCACCGCCCCACUACACUGCUCCCAACACACCGCCCCACAAAGCACCACCCCCACAACACCACUCCCACCCCACCGCACCUCUCCCAACACACCGCCCCACACCCCACCGCCCCACUACACUGCUCCCACCACACCGCCCACACAGCACCACCCCCACCACACCGCACCUCUCCCACCACACCCACGUCCCACCACACUGCCCCCACACAGCACUGCUCCCACCACACCGCCCCACACAGCACCGCCCCACCACACCGCCGCACACAGCAUCGCUUCCCACCACACCGCCCCACACAGCACCGCUCCCACCCACACUGCCCCACACAGCACUGCUCCCACCACACCCACCGCUCCCACCACACCGCCCCCACUACACCUCUCCCACCACACCGCACUGCUCCCACCACACCGCCCACACAGCACCACCCCCACAACACCGUCCCACCACACCGCACCUCUCCCAACAAACCGCCCCACACCCCACCGCCCCCACUACACUGCUCCCACCACACCGCCCCACACAGCACCGCCCCACACCGCACUGCCCCCACUACACCGCUUCCCCGCGACACCGCACCUCUCCCACCACACCGCACCACACCGCACUGCUCCCACCACACCGCCCCCACACACGCUCCCACCACACCGCCCCACACCGCACUGCUCCCACCACACCGCCCACACAGCACCACCCCCACAACACCGCUCCCACCCCAGCGCACCUCUCCCAACACACCGCCCCACACCCCACCGCCCCCACUACACCGCUCCCAACACACCGCCCCCACACCCCACCGCCCCCACUACACUGCUCCCACCACACCGCCCCCCACACAGCACUGCCCCCACAACACCAACCGCGCCCACACCGCACUGCUCCCACCACACCGCCCCACACCGCACUGCUCCCACCCCACCGCCCCACUACACUGCCCCAACACACCGCCCACAAAGCACCACCCCCACAACACCACUCCCACCCCACCGCACUGCUCCCAACACACCGCCCACACCCCACUGCUCACUACACUGCUCCCACCACACUGCCCCACAGCACCACCCCCACCACACCGCACCUUCCCACCACACCGCACCUCCCACCACACUGCCCCACACCAGCACUGCUCCCACCACACCGCCCCACACCGCACUCAUCGCUCCCACCACACCGCCCCACACAGCAUCGCUCCCACCACACCGCCCACACCGCACUGCCCCACUACACCGCUCCCAACACACCGCCCACACCCCACCGCCCCCACACACACUGCUCCCACCACACCGCCCCACACAGCACGCUCCCACCACACCACCCCCACAACACCGCUCCCACCACACCGCACCUCCCAACAAACCGCCCCACCCCACCGCCCCCACUACACUGCUCCCACCACACCGCCCCCACACAGCACUGCCCCACACCGCACUGCCCCCACACAGCUCCCGCCACACCGCACCUGCUCCCACCACACCGCACCACACCGCACUGCUCCCACCACACCGCCCCACACAGCACCACCCACUACACCCACUGCCCCACCACACCGCCCCACACCGCACUGCCCCACCACACCGCCCCACACAGCACCACCCCCACAACACCGCUCCCACCCCAGCUUCUCCCAACACACCGCCCACACCACCGCCCACUACACCGCUCCCAACACACCGCCCACACCCACCGCCCCCACUACACUGCUCCCACCACAGCCCCCACACAGCACUGCCCCCACAACACCAAUCCCGCCACACCGCACUGCUCCCACCACACCGCCCCACACCGCACUGCUCCCACCCCACCGCCCCCACUACACUGCUCCCAACACACCGCCCACACAGCACCACCCCCACAACACCACUCCCACCCCACCGCACCCUCCCAACACACCGCCCCACACCCCACCGCCCCCACUACACUGCUCCCACCACACCGCCCCACACAGCACCACCCCACCACACCGCACUCUCCCACCACACCGCACUGCUCCCACCACACCGCCCCACACCGCACUGCUCCCACACACACGCCCCACACCGCACUGCUCCCACCACACCGCCCAAACAGCACCACCCCCACUACACCGCUCCCACCACACCGCCCCACACAGCACUGCCCCCACUACACUGCCCCACACCCACUGCUCCCACCACACCGCCCCACACCGCACUCUCCCACCACACCGCUCCACAGCACCGCCCCCACAGCACUGCCACCACUACACCGCCCCACACAGCACUGCCCCCACCACACCGCCCCACACAGCACCGCCCCACACAGCACUGCCCCCACUACACCGCUCCCACCACACCGCCCCACACCGCACCUCUCCCACCACACCGCCCCCACAGCACCGCACCACACAGCACUGCCACCACUACACUGCUCCCACCACACUGCCCCACACAGCACUGCCACCACUACACCGUCCCACCACACCGCCCACACAGCACUGCCACCACUACACCGCUCCCACCACACCGCCCAACACAGCACUGCUCCCACCACACCGCGCCCCACACAGCACUGCCCCCCACCACACUGCCCCCACAGCACUGCCACCACUACACCGCUCCCACCACACCGCCUCCCCCACACAGCACUGCUCCCACCACACUGCCCCACACAGCACUGCCCCCACCACACCUCCCACUACAUCCUCCCACUACACCGCCCCACACAGCACUGCUCCCACCACACUGCCCCACACAGCACUGCCCCCACUACACUGCCCCCACACAGCACUGCCCCCCACUACACUGCCCCACACUACACCGCUCCCACUACACCGCUCCCACUACACCGCCCACACUACACCUCCCACUACACCGCCCCACACAGCACCGCCCCACACAGCACUGCCCCCACUACACCGCUCCCACCACACCGCCCCACACACACCGACCCCACACAGCACUGCCACCACUACACCGCUCCCACCACACAGCACUGCCCCCACUACACCGCCCCACACCACACCGCCCCCCCACUACACCACUCCCAACACACCGCCCAUACCCCACCGCCCCCACUACACGCUCCCAACACACCGCCCACACCCCAGCUCCACUACACUGCUCCCACCACAACGCACCUCCCACCACACCGCCCCACACAGCACCGCCCCACACAGACUGCCCACUAAUCCGCCCCCACCACACUGCUCCCACACAGCACUGCCCCUCCCACACCGCCCCACACAGCACCGCCCCCACCACACCGCCCCCACUACACCGCUCCCACCACACCGCCCCACACCGCACUGCUCCCACCACACCGCCCCACACAGCACCACUCCCACUACACCGCCCCCACAAAGCACUGCUCCCAACACACCGCCCACACACCACCGCCCCACUACACCGCCUUCCCAACACACCGCUCCCACCACACCGCCCCACACAGCACUGCUCCCACCACACUGCCCCACACACACUGCCCCCACUACACGCUCCCAACACACCGCCCCAUACUACACCGCCCCCACUACACCGCCCCAACACACCGCCCCACACCCCACCGCCCCCACCACACUGCUCCCACCACAACGCACCGCCCCCACCACACCGCCCACACAGCACCGCCCACACAGGACUGCUCCCACCACACCGCCCACCAGCACCGCCCCACACAGCACUGCUCCCACCACACUGCCCACACAGCACUCACUGCCCCCACCACACUGCCCCACACAGCAUCGCUCCCACCACACCGCACCCACUACACCGCCUCCCACCACACCGCCCCACAGCACUGCUCCCACUACACUGCCCCACACAGCACUGCCCCCACUACACCGCUCCCACCACACCGCCCCCACCACACCGCCCCACACACCGCCCCACCAGCACUGCCCCACUACACACUGCUCCCACCACACCCCACUACACCGCCCCCACCACACCGCCCACACACACUGCCCCCACUACACCGCUCCCACCACACCGCCCCCACAGCACUGCCCCCACCACACCGCUCCCACCACACCGCCCCCACUACACCGCUCCCACCACACCGCCCCACCGCCUCUCCCUGCACCGCCCCCACACACCGCUCCCACCACACUGCCCCCACUACACCGCUCCUCCCACCACAACGCCCACCACACCGCUCCCACCACACCGCCCCACACACUGCUCCCACUACACUGCCCCACACAGCACUGCCCCCACUACACCGCUCCCACCACACCGCCCCCACUACACUCCCACCACCGCCCCACACAGCUCCCACUACACCGCUCCCACCACACAGCACUGCCCCCACUACACCGCUCCCACCACACCGCCCCCCACACCAGCACCGCCCCCACUACACCGCUCCCACCACACCGCCCCCACUACACCCCACUACACUCCCACACAGCACUACACUGCCCCACACAGCACUGCCCCCACUACACCGCUCCCACCACACCGCCCCACUACACCGCUCCCACCACACCGCCCCCACACACACUGCCCCCACUACACCGCUCCCACCCACCGCCCACACACCGCCCCCACUACACCGCUCCCACCACACCGCUCCCACCACACUGCCCCCACUACACCGCUCCCACCACCACACUGCUCCCCACAGCACUGCCCCCCACUACACCGCUCCCCCCACCGCUCACACCACACCGCCCCCACUACACCGCUCCCCACUACACCGCCCACACACACUGCCCCCACACAGCACUGCCCCCACCACACUGCCUCACACAGCACUGCCCCCACCACACCGCCCCACACCGCAACACCUCACACAGCAUCGCCCCACCACACCACACCUCUCCUACCACACCGCCCCACACAGCAUCGCUCCCACCACACCACCCCACACCGCACUGCAUCACACAGCACUGCCCCCACCACACCACCCCACACCACACCGCCCCAUUUAUUUAA
This is a messenger RNA of Oncorhynchus nerka (sockeye salmon), 15576 nucleotides long. RefSeq names its product mucin-12-like. The record is from RefSeq and is a predicted model, not a curated record. The transcript is spliced from 44 exons. Lineage: Eukaryota; Metazoa; Chordata; Actinopteri; Salmoniformes; Salmonidae. Bases 1 to 15576 code for a protein of 5191 amino acids.